AUGAACAAAGUUUUGAAAUCUCAUAAACACAAUAUCUCCGAUAUAAAUGAACUUCAAGCUACAUUAAAUAGUAAAGCUGACAAAGAACAUACACAUAAAUCCUUCACUACUGUUAGAGCAGACGACAUAAUAUUGAACUAUGAUUUGGGUUCAAGUGCACCUUUAGAGAAUCCAAGUACAAGCGUAAAAGAUACACUAAACAAUUUAGAUAACAGAUGUAUGAACAUUGAAGGUCAUGCCAGAAACUUUGAAGCAUACGAACUACCAGCAAUGUUAGAUAAGAAAGCUGACAAAACUUAUGUAGAUGAAAAUUAUGCAAAGAAGUCGGAAGUAAAUGCUGCGCUUAAUGGAAAAGCCGACAAGAACCAUACACAUGAAGAAUUUCAAACAAUCAAGAUUAACGAAAUUAAAGCAUGCAUCGAAAUAGUAACAAAAACAGGAAGAAACGGUGCAACUGUACAAGAACAAAGAAUUUAUCCUCCUACUUUUCCUAAUGGUUUAAUAACAAACAAUAUAAAUAUUGUAGAUGGCAAAGGAUUUAUAAAUGUUAAACAUGAACUUCAAACAAUGAAGACUCAGAUUCUUGAAACCAUAUAUCCUAUAGGCUCUAUUUAUACAUCAAUGAAUUCAACAAAUCCAGCAAGUGUUUUAGGUUUUGGUACGUGGGAACAGAUUGUAGAUAAAUUCUUAUACUGUGCUAACUCUUCAAAGCAAACAGGAGGUUCGAAGAAAAUUAAAGAAGCAAACCUUCCACCGCACACUCAUACAGGAACGACAAACUUUUCUGGCGACCAUAGCCACUCAUUAAGAGACCACCCAUUAUACAACUCAGAGUAUGAAGCCGGUCAUGAUGUUUUAUCUCCAUCUUAUAACAAUGCAGCAAAAAAGAUUUUUCGACCAACUGAACCAGGAGGAAAUCAUUCACACACUUUCACAACAAAUCCAACAGGCUCGGGUGCAGAUUAUAUGCCACCAUUUGUGACUGUAUUCGCAUGGUAUAGAGUUCAAUGA
Molecule: messenger RNA, 1011 nt
Organism: Trichomonas vaginalis G3
Lineage: Eukaryota; Parabasalia; Trichomonadida; Trichomonadidae
Product: keratin-associated protein family
Exons: 1
Coding region: 1-1011 (336 amino acids)
Source: RefSeq, a predicted model, not a curated record